UUUUCAUUUCAAAUGAAUGCAGUUGUAUCCAAAUUUUAUUAAAAAAAGUAAAAGUUUUAUUAAAUUUCGCAAAUAAUGAAGUCCAAAGUAUUUCUUUUGGCAUUACUUGGCAAUUUGUUAUUAACAAUACAGGCAACGAAUAUCAACGAAAAGUACGAAAACAUCACUAUACUAGAAGGCACAAAUUCAAGUUAUACCAGCAAAGAGGUGGUAGAGGGUAGGGCCAUAGUGAUACACACUCAACUGCAACAUUAUGAUGAACCCACUUUGAAAGAAUAUGAAGAGUGUCAUAGAAAUCUAGAGCAGUGCAAAAAUGUCUGCGAAGGUGUUGAAGAUCCUAUUGCAUGUGCUAAACAGUGUCCGGUUUGUCCUUUUCUGGUGAAAGAGCAAAUUGUAGUGCAGGGUAUUAAUGAUACUGAAGUGUAUUCGGCAGCAAAAGCAGCACCGCUUAAUACCACAAAUAUAAUACGUUUGUCUAAUCAAAUUCAGAAUAUUAUCGAAAGUCAUCAGGGUAAUAUAACGGUGCGCAAUGAUAACUUAGUGCAUGUUCAUCAGAAUACUUCGAGAGUGGGUGGUAAAUUUGGUUUGGGCUAUAAUAAUACUGACCCUUGUUGUAUAUUGGUGAAUAUGGCGAAAAGUUGUGAUUUAAAGAAAUUUUCAUCGGCGAAACGUUGUCAUCACAAACGGCAUCGGGUGUGUGGCAAACAAUGUAAAGCGCGUCUAAUAAUGGCCAAACGUGUGACUCAAUGCGAUAGCAAUCCCUUAAUGUUCGAUUCAAAUGAGGAUUAUAUUGAAGAAAAUUGUCGGGAAACAAUUAAAUAUGUACCUUAUCAUCCACAUAGACGACAUAAUACUAGAACUACCAACAGAUGCAGAUCUAUACCUUCUUGGCCUUAUGUGGCCUGCAGUCAAAGUGUUCAAAAUUAUGAAAAUUUAAUAUGUAGACGUUGUCAAAGUUUAACCUACUAUCACAUCUUGCAGAGAGGCUUGCCAGCUGAAUGCAGUAGAUGUUUUAUGUCAUUCACUAGUCCUACUAUGGAAAUGUUUCCCUCUUCGUAUUCAUGGUAUCCACUUGGAGGUUCUUCUUUUUCCGAUAAUACUUAUGGUUUAGAAGAUAAUUUUGAUUUAUCAGAUAGUUGGCAACAGGAGAAAACUAAGUGCCGUUUGCCUAAUGGAGAAAUAAGUGAAAACUGUCAAAAUGCUCAGCACAUUGGUGAUUUGGAAUUAUCUUCGCCUUCUAAUACUUUAAAUCCUUUGCAAGAUUUGCCAGAAGCUCAAGACGAAUAUAUAGAGUAUAAUAAUGAGGAUUAUAAAGAUGAUUUGGAUUUUGAGGAUAACAUUCGCCGUCGUCGUCAAACUUUUAAGAGAUCAAAGUACAGUCGUAUAUACGGGAAAUAAAUACCUUAACGAUAGCUAACUAUAAAUUAAACUGGUCUAGAUUAUAGACUAAACUAGACUAUAGACUUGGAUAUAGACUAGAGUAUAUAUACUACAAUAUAUACUAGACUAUAGACUACACUAUGAAAUAAACAAGAAAAAUCAUCAAAAUUAUGCAGAAAUAAAGCAAUAAA
This is a messenger RNA of Lucilia sericata (common green bottle fly), 1571 nucleotides long. RefSeq lists its product as uncharacterized. Lineage: Eukaryota; Metazoa; Arthropoda; Insecta; Diptera; Calliphoridae. The transcript is spliced from 2 exons. The coding region runs from base 76 to 1398 and encodes 440 amino acids. The record is from RefSeq and is a predicted model, not a curated record.